Maudiozyma barnettii is the source of this 894-nucleotide messenger RNA. It is a transcript of the gene TAN1, whose product is annotated as putative tRNA acetyltransferase. The record is from RefSeq and is a predicted model, not a curated record. Gene Ontology annotation, biological process: tRNA modification. The transcript has a single exon. Lineage: Eukaryota; Fungi; Ascomycota; Saccharomycetes; Saccharomycetales; Saccharomycetaceae. Gene Ontology annotation, molecular function: RNA binding. Bases 1 to 894 code for a protein of 297 amino acids.
AUGGGUAACAAACGUGCGUCUGAUGGAAAUAGCGAUCAAAGGAAGAAGAAAUUUAAAGUAGCAUCGGGUUUCCUAGACCCAGGUACAUCAGGUAUAUAUGCGACUUGCACUAGAAGAAAAGAAAGACAAGCUACCCAAGAGUUGGGCUUACUGUUUGAAGAAAAGCUACAAGAAAUUUAUGGUGACAAACUCAAGGAACUUGAAAAUGCUGACAAUUCAGCGGAGGUUGUUGAGGAACCAAAAGUUUCUGAAGAGUUAUCUAUUGAAGAACAAAUUCAGCAAGAAUUAUCAGAGAUCAAGACAGCAUCGAAUCCAAUCAGCAAAGAACAAAAGAAGAAAGAAUUGUUGCAUUUUGUUGAGUUGAAUUGUGAAUGUGUCGUAUUUUGUAAGACUAGAAAACCAAUUAUCCCUGAAGAAUUUGUAAAAAAGAUAAUGGAUGAAUUGAUUGACCCCCAGAACAAAAUGAAAAGAACGAGAUAUGUUCAAAAAUUAACGCCAAUAACAAAUUCUUGUAAUGCAUCUAUGGAACAGAUACUGAAACUAGCCCAAGAGGUACUCGCUCCACAUUUCCAUUCUGCUAGCUGUGAGAUUGAAGGCUAUAAAUUUGCAGUAGAGGUUACCAGAAGGAACUUCAAUACAAUCCCAAAGAUGGAUAUCAUUAACAAUCUGGUAUCUGUCGUCUGUGAAAAUGGUAAGUAUAAGCAUAAGGUAGAUUUAAAGAAUUACAAUAAAUUAAUAUUGGUAGAAUGUUUUAAGAACAAUGUUGGUAUAUCUGUGGUAAAUGGUGAAUACAAUAAGUCAUACAAAAGAUAUAAUGUUCAGCAAAUAUUUGAGGCAAAGUUAAAGCUAAAUGAUGCUGGAAAGACUCCGGUUGAAAAAAAAGCUUUAAUUUAG